This is a messenger RNA of Peronospora matthiolae, 603 nucleotides long. The record is from the annotation of a GenBank genome assembly. NCBI's taxonomy places the organism in Eukaryota, Oomycota, Peronosporomycetes, Peronosporales, Peronosporaceae.
AUGCGAUGCGCUGCCGAAGCAGCAAGAAAAGCGGUUGCACGCAUGCAUGCAGCCGAGGAAGGUUCUACCCUUGCUUCAGCAGCAAAUGAUCCUUCGCCUUCAUGUGCAAUCCAGCAACAGGCGAUGCCUGUUGUGAACAAUUCACUUGGUGAGUCGCCACGUGCGACAGAUACGUCCGCUGCGGCUGCAGUGGGUACUGCGAAUCUCAAUGUAGAUGAGCCUGAAAUAGAGCUUAUCUAUUCUGGCGAGUCGGAUGAUGCAUUCGACUCGAAGGCGGGGCCUUCUGCCUCCGGGUUAACUGGGACGGACACUGCAAGAGCCAGGAUGACUGGCUCUGGGGACGUGGUGGCAUCAUGUCUGGAAUCUUCGGACCUAGCAAUUCGCCUAACGAAUCUUUGUCGGAUGCAAGUCCAUCCCCCGACAGGACGCGUGGUAAUAUUGGUGAUGCCCCAGUGCAUCGCCACGAGAGAAGCAACUCGAGGUGUCGAGCUGCCACUGGUUUCAGUGCUCAUGCUGACACCACUCAAGAGACUAGGGACCGCAAUUUACUGCGCCAAGCUCCUUAAGUGGAGUCUCCUUGGAUGCCUUCAUCCAAGGAGUUAG